GGGGAAGACUUUAACUAGGGGCGCGCAGAUGUGUGAGACCUUUUAUUGUAAGAGUGGACAGACUUCCCAGAUUUCAGAGCCCCAUUUUCGAGCCCCGUGGGAUCCCGCGGCCCCCAGCCAGCGCCAGCAUGCAGAACAGUCACAGCGGAGUGAAUCAGCUCGGUGGUGUCUUUGUCAACGGGCGGCCACUGCCGGACUCCACCCGGCAGAAGAUCGUAGAGCUAGCUCACAGCGGGGCCCGGCCGUGCGACAUUUCCCGAAUUCUGCAGACCCAUGCAGAUGCAAAAGUCCAAGUGCUGGACAAUCAAAACGUGUCCAACGGAUGUGUGAGUAAAAUUCUGGGCAGGUAUUACGAGACUGGCUCCAUCAGACCCAGGGCAAUCGGUGGUAGUAAACCGAGAGUAGCGACUCCAGAAGUUGUAAGCAAAAUAGCCCAGUAUAAGCGGGAGUGCCCGUCCAUCUUUGCUUGGGAAAUCCGAGACAGAUUAUUGUCCGAGGGGGUCUGUACCAACGAUAACAUACCAAGUGUGUCAUCAAUAAACAGAGUUCUUCGCAACCUGGCUAGCGAAAAGCAACAGAUGGGCGCAGACGGCAUGUAUGAUAAACUAAGGAUGUUGAACGGGCAGACCGGAAGCUGGGGUACCCGCCCCGGUUGGUAUCCGGGGACUUCUGUGCCAGGGCAACCUACACAAGAUGGCUGCCAGCAACAGGAAGGAGGGGGAGAGAAUACCAACUCUAUCAGUUCCAAUGGAGAAGAUUCAGAUGAGGCCCAAAUGCGACUUCAGCUGAAGCGGAAGCUGCAAAGAAAUAGAACAUCCUUUACCCAAGAGCAAAUUGAGGCCCUGGAGAAAGAGUUUGAGAGAACCCAUUAUCCAGAUGUGUUUGCCCGAGAAAGACUAGCGGCCAAAAUAGAUCUACCUGAAGCAAGAAUACAGGUAUGGUUUUCUAAUCGGAGGGCCAAAUGGCGAAGAGAAGAAAAACUGAGGAAUCAGAGGAGACAGGCCAGCAACACACCUAGUCACAUCCCCAUCAGCAGUAGUUUCAGCACCAGUGUCUACCAGCCAAUCCCACAACCCACCACGCCUGUUUCCUCCUUCACCUCUGGCUCCAUGUUGGGCCGGACAGACACAGCCCUCACAAACACGUACAGCGCUCUGCCACCCAUGCCCAGCUUCACCAUGGCGAAUAACCUGCCUAUGCAACCCCCAGUCCCCAGCCAGACCUCUUCGUACUCCUGCAUGCUGCCCACCAGCCCUUCGGUGAACGGGCGGAGUUAUGAUACCUACACCCCCCCACAUAUGCAGACACACAUGAACAGUCAGCCAAUGGGCACCUCGGGCACCACUUCCACAGGACUCAUUUCCCCUGGUGUGUCAGUUCCCGUUCAAGUUCCUGGAAGUGAACCUGAUAUGUCUCAAUAUUGGCCAAGAUUACAGUAAAAAAAAAAAAAAAAAAAAGGAUAUAUGGUGUUAAUUCAGUCAGUGACUAUGUGGACACAGCAGUUGGGCGUUCAGGAAGGAAAGGAAAAUGGCUGUUAGAAGCACUUCAGAUCUGCAAUUGUGUCCUGUGUUGUACCACUGGGGAAUGGACUUGAAGCAAGGACCUUUGUAUACAGAAGGCACGCUAUCAGUUGGAACAAAUCUUCAUUUUGGUAUCCAAACUUUUAUUCAUUUUGGUGUAUUAUUUGUAAAUGGGCAUUUGUAUGUUAUGAAAAAAAAAAGAACAACGUAGACUGGAUGGAUGUUUGAUCUGUGUUGGUCAUGAAGUUGUUUAAAAAAAAAAAGGAAA
Molecule: messenger RNA, 1788 nt
Organism: Felis catus (domestic cat)
Lineage: Eukaryota; Metazoa; Chordata; Mammalia; Carnivora; Felidae
Gene: PAX6
Product: paired box 6
Exons: 12
Coding region: 129-1439 (436 amino acids)
Biological process (GO): regulation of transcription by RNA polymerase II; anatomical structure development
Molecular function (GO): RNA polymerase II cis-regulatory region sequence-specific DNA binding; DNA-binding transcription factor activity, RNA polymerase II-specific
Source: RefSeq, a predicted model, not a curated record